Molecule: messenger RNA, 1974 nt
Organism: Colletotrichum higginsianum IMI 349063
Lineage: Eukaryota; Fungi; Ascomycota; Sordariomycetes; Glomerellales; Glomerellaceae
Product: Saponin hydrolase
Exons: 1
Coding region: 1-1974 (657 amino acids)
Source: RefSeq, a predicted model, not a curated record
AUGCGGUCCACAGCACUCUUCCCUGGCCUCCUGUUCGGAAGGGGCAUGUGCUAUGUUUUCGAUAGCGAAGACCAAAUUCGGCUUGGUUCUAAUGUAGUUACUGAGUUGUACAGCCCUCAGGAACCGGGACCCUCGUACCCAAAAGCCGAUGUGCCUCCCCCUCCCCCUCCGGAACCCAUCACCGUGACAGAGCUCCCGUUGCCUCCGGUCACGGCGGACGAGAAUGUCGGUGGCUGUACCCUGGAGAUCAACCCUCGCGGAACGGGAUGCAUCGGCGUAUCGCCCACUCUCCAGAACGGAGACUUCCUACCCGACGACCUGCACGUCAUCGCCUCAGUGAACUUCACCGGCGCCCCCGCCGCCCCAGACCCGGCCAGCAUAUACAGCGGGCCGCAACUGAUCAUCGUCAAGGCCGACGGCACCGUCUUCCCCAACGGAGACCCGUGGAAGUGCGUCACCUGCGGCGUCCCGGAAGAGAACCAGCUCGGGCGGAGCGACCAGCUCGACUACCCCCAGGCUUUCGGCGACGGCAGCCGCGUGUUGGCCGGCCCGCACAUCAUUGAGUGCUCCUCUAACCUUGCGAGCGAGACCUGCACGCCGGAUCGAGUCCGCGUCUACCCGAUUCGCUGGAACACGGCCGCGGACGGCUUGGGCCCGGGAGGACCCAUCCGGGAACUACGGAUCCAUCCGGGCAACGAGCACCUCGGCUUCAGCUCCUUCACGUUCGAUUCCGGCAAGGUCGGCCAGUUUUCGUACAUCGGCAGGCUGGCCUUCAACCCGUCGCCCACCACCGGCGAGCCGCUUGUCCCUCGUUAUGACCUGGAAAACGUCAGCAUUCUGCUGGAGCCGAAUGGCAAGGCCCCAAUCGGUGUCGACGAAGCAGACGGCACUCAGCUCCGGAUCAACUACGAUGCCAUCACUGUCGGUGAGCUACGCGGCUUCAGUGGAUCGGGGAAAGAAGUCACGUACAUCGGGUACCCGGCCGAGUCAUCCAACAUGGACGUCUUCGCCAUCCAUCUCAACACCGGGAACAUACGCCGGCUGACAGCCCACCCGGAGUACGUCGACCCCGUCGACAUCUCUCCCGACGACCAGUGGACGGUCGCCAUGGACACCCGCGGCACAGGCAGACAGAUGUUCAUGGCCGGCCUGCGGGGCGUACCGCCCCUGACGGACCUGCUGACCGCCAGCGCCGUCUCGUCGGCGAGGAACAACGGCAAGCGUCGCUUCUUCCAACCGUGGCUGAUCGACGCCCACGGCGACCGCGGCUCCUACAUCGGACAGAAGAUCAACGCGGAGGGCAGCGGCGUCCCCGGCAGCGGCGCCGUCAACGACCCCGAGUGGAACGGCCGCGCCGACCCCAAGUGGUCCAACGACGGGACGCGCAUCGUGUAUUACCAGGCGCUGACGACGUCCCCGGACUGCGGCGGGGAGAACCCUUUGCCCUGUUAUCCGUCCACGGCACCGGGCGGCCGCACCGAGCGAAUGAUGCUGGCCCACCUGACGAGCCGGAAGCCCGUGUCGCGGGCCCGUGUCGAGCCUCUCGAGGACACCAUCCCCUGGGCGACCCCGUACGUCCCUGGAAGCCACGUCCCAGGGAGGCCGUUUUCUACGUUUGGUGACUUCACGCUCAGGGGCAAGGUCGGCGGCUGGGCGAACGUCACCAUCACCCCGGGCGUCGAGGACGGGCGCCCGAGGACCGUCGCCGUCAGGUACCACGACUUCUCCGACGACGGGGUCAACGUGCUCGCGGGAACGGAGAUGGUGAUGGUGACGAACCCGACGCCGACGCUGGAGAGCGUCGACUGGUUCUCCGACCUCGUUCAGACGGGGCCGAACAACGGCACCAAGAGGACGAGCGCGGACGGCUUCCAUCUGGAUAUCGACAUCAUGAGGAACAUCUUCCGGGCCAGCGGGACGCUGGUCACGACCGUCAACGGCGAGAAAUGGGUGCAGCCGGCGAAUUGCACGUAG